Hydractinia symbiolongicarpus is the source of this 7901-nucleotide messenger RNA. RefSeq lists its product as uncharacterized. The coding region runs from base 166 to 5739 and encodes 1857 amino acids. The record is from RefSeq and is a predicted model, not a curated record. The transcript is spliced from 18 exons. NCBI's taxonomy places the organism in Eukaryota, Metazoa, Cnidaria, Hydrozoa, Anthoathecata, Hydractiniidae.
GUGUCAGUCCUGGCGAUAAAAAGUUUGCACAGUCAGCAUAACAUUUAUUUCAAAGAUGACAGUACGGAUAAGAUAUAGACAGCGAAAUGUGGAAGUGAACAGCAGAUUUGAAAAUUGAGUUUGCAACAAUUCACAUGGUGACAAAAACGUUUGGUUGUUUACACCAUGAAUGCUAAAAAUCAACAAGAUGAAAAUAAUACAUGUUUGUCUGAGAAAACAUACAGCAUGUCAUUAUCCAACAUAGCGUUACCAACUUUGCAAUUAGAUUCUGAGAACGAGGAAGAAGAAUCUGAUAGUUCAGAACCUAUUGUGUUUCAUCCGAAACUUCACAAAGAACAAGUGCAAUUGAGGGAGACUUUAGUCUCUAAAUCAUCACUUGGAGAUAGUGGUAUUGACGUGAAUGAUGCACUUACAAAACCAUCUGUGACAGGAAGUGUAAAUAAUCACGAUGCACCUAAGAAUGUUGAUGAAACUAAAAGUUUACCUAUGAUGAAAAAGCUUGAGGCUGCUGAAAUUGAAUUAGACCAUGCUUUGAAUCAAUGCCCACAUUCUAACAACAUCCAGCCUAACUACGGGGGAGAUCUAACAGAUUCAGGAAGUAGUGGUUCUUCUUUAUUAGGAAAGCUUGAAUCUGUGAUGAGUGAAUUGAAAGUUACGGACGAGAAGUUAGAUUUGGGACCACAAAAUAUGAAAAUUAACUCAAACAUUUCUGAUAUGCAGACUGACAAUAAAGAAACUAUCAAAAUAGAUCUUAGAUCGCCACAGGUUCACACAAAUCACUGUGUUAUGCAAAGAUAUGGCAGUUCUAGUUCAUAUUGUGUUGAAAAUGAAGAAAGUGAAAAAAACACUCUGUAUGAGACGCGACAAAGAUUGAAGGAGGAAAGUGCUAGAAUUAUUUGCAGUAAUAGCAAAGCAAUGCCAGCUGUAAGAAGUAGUUCUAUAAACACCAAAAGUGUUGCAGAACCUUGUACUGAUAAUGGUAAAAAUAAAAGUCGAUUCAAACCUAUUGGUAAGGUAAAAGAUCUCAAACCUGAUAACUUCAGCAACUACGAAUUGAGUUGUAAAGGACAGAACUAUAAGGUUGAUAGUGAUGCUCAUCUGGAUAAGAUUAGUAGCAGUGCCAUGGUUAGAUGUGUAGACAGUAUGCUUGACAAUGUAAACAGAAUGAUGUAUCAAAUCUCUGAUCCAGGUGAUGAUACAGAAAUGGAGUGUGUUAACAGUCAUGGAGAAGUGACAAGUCUAUAUGCCGAAGAUAAUGGAACUGAAAUUGAGAGUGAAGAUGAAGUAGUUGAAUCUUACACUGUAUAUGACCAGGGGACUGGUGAAGAGAGUUACAUAUCACCUAACUUGUAUGUUAGUAGACUGGAAACUAAUAAAGCUAACAGUUUUGAAGAGAGCAGUGUAUUUGAAAAUAUGGAUUUUGUAACGAUGGAUGACAUUGAUACAGAAUCAAAUGUCAAAAUUAUUGACUGGUCUGAUGUUUUGCAGGAUGAAAAUACUGCUUUGCGUACACGAAGUGAUAGUCCUGUUGAAAGGCCUGCGAAAGAAAAUAUAUUUGACAGUCUGUUUACCAAUUCGUUUCUUUCAGUUUCAAGAAAUCUUGAUAGCAAAUGUGAAGACACUAAACCUAACAUAAACAAAAAACCAAAAAGGGACAUUUUAUGCUCGAAAAAGAAAAUUAAAGUCAUUGGUAAAGUUUCAGUGAAUGAAAAACCAACUCAAGAGAUUGAUUCUACCUUUGUUAGUGUGUCGUCUGGAAGUAUGGACAAAAGCUAUGUUGCUGAUGUAAAAACUAAGAAAACAAUGAAACGAAAUGAUGAUGUGGAUUUAGUAGCAAAAUCUUUAGAACAGAGGGAUAAUGAGAUGGAGAAAUUAUUUCAAACUGUCAGUGAAUUCAGAAAAGAAAUAUCAGACUCUAUUGAGAAAAAUAACAAAGAGCACAAGGCUGUCAGAAAAUUGGAUUUUCAGAAUGAUGUGAAUUACCGAAUAAAAGACGUUUUAUGUGUAGCUUGUUCAGUAAACGCUACUAAACUCUUAGAAACACCUUCAAAAGAAUUUCAACAUACAUGCAACGAAGCAGCAACCGAGAAAAAAAUUAAGAAAACAACUCAAUCCAGGGGUGUCUCCACUCGUGAUCUAUGUAGUGACAUGCUACCUAAAAAUGGUUGUGUUUCUUUAAAUUCAGAAGAGAAAGAAGAAAUUAUUACCAAUGACAAAGAACUAAGUACUCAAAUGCAAACCAAGAGUUCGAAAAGUCGAAAGAAAAAGAAAAACAAAGCUAGUAAAGAACCAGCUACAAAUGAACCUGCGGUUAAUGGAAAUUUGGGUGGUAGUAUUUUAAGUUCUGAUGAACAAAAAGAGAUAGCCAAUGUUGUUAGUGAAUUGUCAAACUUAAAUGCUGGAAAAAUCUUGUAUGAUGAUAAUGUUACAUUUUCUCAAUCGUAUCCAAUGCUGCCAAGCACAGAUAAAGAAUUACUGCUCUUAAAAGUACCUUUAGAGUCUCCUGGUGUCUGUAAAACAAACAGUACGACAUCUGAGCAGAACAAUAGCAAUAAUUUUAUUGGUUUAACAACUUUGUUUAUGUUAUUGUUACAAGGAAACAAAUGGAAAAUUGCAGUUAUAUUGCCUGAGAUACCCUUUGAUGUUGUUGCAUUUCAACAAGUCUUCUUCAAUGGUGAAUUGUUUUUGGUCGUCGGGAUUGCAGAAAACCAGAACACAGCUCAACAAAAGAAAAAAAGGACGAAAUUGGGAACGGGUUUUUUUCACGCUGUUUCUAACUAUUUAAAUAAAAGCUACUUGGAAACAGUUUUAUCCAAAAUAUGGGAUAUCACAGAGUUUGAGAGUUUGAGUAAAACUGGAAAAUGUACAAUCCCUGGCAGUGGUAAACUGUGUAAUUAUAUCAACAUAACACCAGAUCCACAAGCAUUGCAAAAACUGUUAGCCAUAACACCAUCUUUUUUUGUUCAUCAUGAAAGCAAAUUUAGUAAACAGUUACCAGAAGAGUUGAAUCAAUUUCACAACAUCAGCCCAAAACAAGAUUAUACAUGCAUAACUGUAUAUCAGCUUCUCUCUAUGUAUCCACGACACAUGUCAGAACUUUUAAAGAGACUUCGAAGUGAAGCUGUGGAAUUAUGCGGUAUAAAAAUUGGAUAUAUGAAGUCAGAACAUGGUAUAGAAUGUCCAGUGUUAUGUAUCAGUAUAAAUGAGUUUCAUUCGACUACUAUCGAGGAAGGCAAACUUCUGUUAUCAGAUUGUGAGCAAUUAAGAGACCUUGCAAUCAGUUUUAACAGUUUAAAUAAAAUUUCUCUUCUUGAAAACAGCAGUACCUUGUUAAAUUAUGCAAUAAAUAAAACAUAUUCUCAACAAGAACUUGUAAGGUGGUUUGGGCCACAUUACAGUCAAACACAGUUUCCAGAAGCUCUUGAAACCUUGAAAUCCAAUGUAAAAAGUGUAACUAAUAAAACCCAGAAGAAGAAAUGGACUGAUGCUUCUAAUUUCCCUCAAUUGUCACAGCUUGUGCACUUCCCUUCUUAUGCUGUCCUAUUGAUGUCUUCUAUUGUACCGUCUGCAUUUAUUUCCUUGAUUGUUAGUUUUGCUGAUAAAAAAGGCCUGGUAUUGACUGCAAUGAGCAAACACACUGCAGAAUUUAGUCAGCUACGUGCAUUUGGUCUCAAUGAUGAUCAAAUUACUCGGUUCAGAUAUCCUAAAGAUAAUCCAAAGGAGGAAGUUAUUAAUUUUCAAGCAACAGGAAGUUUUACUGCAUUUUUGUUUUACGGAAAUAGUGCUUUGUUUCGUGUUCUUGGAUUGAUCACCAAGUUGACUUACAUUCUAAACAACCAUGUUACUGGAGAAACAUUGAAUAGCUGGCUUAAAGAUAAUUCAUUUACAUAUCCUCCUUCUCAUAAUGUAAAUGUAUGUUCAACUAGGAAUCUUGAUAAAGCAAAGGAGGACUAUUUUGCUGCAUUCAAUUUAAAUGAUACUACAGAAGAAAUAUUCACUAGCACAAAAUUAACCCCAUCUCAUCAGAAAAUUGAGGGUGUUUUUCAAGUUAUAUCCACAGCACAGUUGAAUCUACACAAACCAGAAAUUCAAUUGGUUAGUUUGGUUUUUUAUGGUGACGAAAUUUUGAGUCAUGUUUCAACUGUCUUAAAAGCGCUGUUUGGGGAACACAUAUUUAACAACUUAAAAGCAUGGCGUCCAACAAUGGCAGGAUCUUCCAGCUUAUAUGCUCCAUCUCUACAGCUCAUUGGCAGCAAGUUUAUUCAGUCUCUCACGAAAACCGAUGUUAACAUUUUGAGUUUAGCAGAUUUUCUAACACCCGAGUGGAAUGUCUCGCAAACUGUUAUGGUUGAAUCGAAAGCAUGCAUCCUUGUUUUGCAAGCUGUAGAUGCACCUGCUCUUAAUCAACUUCAAAAUAAACUGUCAAAGUUUGUACAAUCUUUGAGAAUCAAUUUGGCAAAUUCAAAUGUUUUGGUUCACACCGAUUUAGAACACGUCUGUCGAAUAAUGUUUUAUUUCUUUCAUUGUAAUGAGCUACAUGCUGAUGCAGAUCUAAAAGGGUCUCAAGUAUUUCCUGUUUAUUUACCAGAGAAACACAAACUUUUAACGCUUGAUAAGCUACUACAUUUAAAUUUGUUACAAGAUGUUCCAGUAAGGAAGAUAUCACCUUCGUAUAAAGGCAGCAUUUUGGAGCAAUCAAGCUUAAUACCUACUUGGAAAGUCUUUUAUGAAAUACAUCCAUCAUCAUUAAGCUUUCCAUUGCAAUUGUUGUUGAAAGGUGAAAAAACAUAUGGUAUACUGUCGAUACAACAUUCACCAAAGCAUGUAGAGUCAAUCAUAAAGGUCAUUUCAAGGAUCACUAGAUUGGGCUUUGGAAUUGUUGGCCUAAAAUUUCCUUCGUUUGACAUCACCACCUCGACAUAUUGGUUUCAUGUAGCACUCGUAAGAGAAGACGCUUUAUUUGUUUUGAAGAAAAUGAAACACGAAUUGGAAAACAGUUACCAGCACAUAACUAUAAAAGUAACCGAAACAGUACAAGAAUUUGAAGAGUUGUUUACGAAAGAGUUUAAAGGUCCCUCCGACAUGGGUGGAAUAUUUCAUUAUGAUCUGUAUUGUCUAGUUAACGAGAUGUGUUUUGAGAAAGAUGCAGCGUACAAGGGAAGACGUUUCCGUGAGGUGGAGUGGAAUUCUGGACGUCAAACACACAACUAUGAAUACGAGUAUAUGAAACAGCAACAACACCCUCUGUCAAAAUCGUACGUGUUGACAGCAGCAAACAUUACGGACGAAGUCACUGUUCUGUUAAUUACACAGCCGCUAAUACGAGGUUGGUAUCUAAAUAAGGAGUGCCCAGUUGAAUCUGUGUUCCCGCAGUUGUGGCAGAAGUUAGAGCAAGCUUCUUAUAGAACGAUUGGUGCAAAAAUGACUUUGCUGUCAAAAACUGCUGCACAAGAAUUGGUUGAUAUGAUGGCUGUGGAUGGAAAGAAAAAUACAAAAAUGGUGAAAUUUCUAUCUCAAGAGGGUGGUCCGUUCAUUGCUUUAGUUUUACUCGGUUCGUGUGUCCUGUCUGAUUUUUGGAUGCAUUUGGAAGGAAAAUUCUGUAAGGAAGAAGCAGUUAGCGUUGUCAAGCAGUACACGCUACUUCCCACAACAAAAAAACAGGUUGAGCUGCUAUUGUGUUCGUUAUUUCAACAAGUGUUGCAAAAUUCAAAGGUUGAGUUAAGGAGUAGUAUGGUUUGAAUUGUGAUGCGUCAAAUUGUUUGAUGAUUUCAACAUUCUUUGUGUUAGCUUGCCAUAACAUCACCUUGUUUAUUUUUUUAUUUCUUCACGACUUUUGCGCCUAAUAAUCUUCGCCAACGAUAAAAACAAAUCUAUUUCGCGCUUACUGUUUUCGCGCCAUAGCUCGUAUUAAUUUCCGCGCAAGUUUUAAUUAUUCCACAAAUGACAAGGAAAGGUAGUUAUAUCUUUGGUUUUAGACAAGAAAUAGAUACGUUUUUUAUGCAAAUUUUUAAUUAUCCUGAUUAUGGCUGUUUUUCAUAUCAUAAAAAGAAAGAAAAAUUUAGACGCUAAAACGUUUUUCUGCAGACAGUUUAAAAAAGAAUUCGCGCGUUAUAAUUUUCUCGCAAAGCGUGCUAAAUUUUGCGCACGUCGCGCGAAAGUUAGUACGAAUUAUAUAGUUGCUUACUCUUUUAAAAAAGACGCAAGACUUGAUACUUAGUAAAAGCGUAACAUAAGUAGGCAAGUCAUCGUGCCUGUGAUCGAUGGACAGGCAAGCCACCGUGGCUGUGAUUGGUGGACAGGCAAGCCACCGUGGCUGUAAUUAGUAGACAGGCAAGCCACCGUGGCUGUGAUUGGUGGACAGGCAAGCCACUGUGCCUGUCAUUGGUAGACAAGCAAGCCACCGUGACUGUGAUUGGUGAACAGGCAAGCCACUAAGCGAUAUUUUUAAUGAUGUGAUAGAGGGAUCACAUAUAUUUGCGUUAUUGUACAUUUUAAAAAAUAUCAACUGAACAGUAUUUAUACCUUCUUAUGUUAUUAAGGUUAGGUUUUUUGAUGAAUUCUAAUGUUUAUAUAGACUGUUAAUAAAAAAUAGGAUUUAUAUUUCUUGAAUUUGAACGAUUAUUAUCUUCUGCUGACGUAACAGAUGAGAGUCCUUUGUUUUUCUUUAAUAUUUUGUGAGGAGAUUCGGAGAUUAUUUUAAACACGUCCUUGUAGUUUAUUUGAGUAACUUUUUGGCUGUUAUAUGUGCUGUGUUAAGUCGAACUCGAAAAAUGCUCAAUACGCCUUGCCUCGCCUCGACACCUUUUAUAAGAGUCAAGUUGAGCUGAACUGAGCUGAAUGGAACCCCCAUCAAAAUUCUCACUAUACUAGCAUUUAAAACAACAGUUUUGCGAAAUAAGCAGUUUCAGAACUUUAUGCGCAUGCGCAUGCUUCGGCUAUAUGUAACCGCGACAAGCCGUAUCACAGCGUGCGGCUUGGAUUGCUUCGGAACGGCUAGAUAUUGGUUUUUAGCUGUGCCGAGUCAAAACAAGGAAAAAUUUUGUAAGUUCGUCUCAGAACGACACAGCUUAUAUAUGACCUUACGGUGGCCCUAAAAGUCAACUACGACCUCGACAGAAGUGAUUAUUUUUUGAAAACAUAAUUACAUACAAGCAUCUUUUAAUAAUUUUCAUCACAUUAUGUAAAACAGAGCUUGAAGAAACAAAUUUUGCCAUUUUUUAGCAAAGUAUUGCUUUUUUAUCCAAUUAUGACAUAGAGAUAUUGACGAUAUACAAUUGCCACGGUGGUUAUUUUUUUUUUAGUAAUGUUUAUUUUUGCUUUUCAUUGUUAUCCGAAUGAUUGCAGUGUUAGCGCUUUAGAAAUCCUUGACGCCUCGAUUUUUUGCUAAAACUUGAAACUAGGAAAGUAUUUUCGUGUUUGUAGUUAUAUUAGAUGGCGUUAGGAGAUGCUUUGUCAGAGCAUCGCCCGCUACGCGUUAAGUGACGUGGAAAACAAGACCAGCCACCCCUGUAGGUAAAAAACCAGGGGAAUAUGCGUUUGUUUCCGCUUUUUCAAGAUAAAUGGUUGCGGAAUUCGAAAUGUAAAAAAUUUUGGAAUCUUCAAACGAACUGUUUUAACCACACGUAAUUAGUGGUUCUAGAAUCUCUUGAAUUUCUUGAAUUGGAUGUUUUUUAUGUUCUUAAAAAUGUGGAUUAAAAUCUUGAAUUGUUCAAAAAACAUUUAAAAUGUCACUAUGUGUAUCCUUAUGUAGUGAAAGUUUCUCAACUUCGUUAUCUUUUGUUUCGUGCUAUGCAUCGUCGUGUGUGGUUUUAGUUGAUGUUACUUAGAGGUUUAACUAGCUAUUUAUUUCUAUGUUCUGUAUAUUUCUUCGUUUAUAAAUAGAAUUAGAUAAAGUUACUGCA